AAAAACAAAUUCUGGCUAAUUUCUUUGUAGCAUGACACAACUGGAAACUUACCUUCACACAUGCAGAGGUACACCCAAAGACAUCCAAAUUCAGCCUUAAUUUUGGGAAGCCGUAAUCAGGGUCUUCUACAGAGAACAUUUCACCAUGGGAUGCAUCAGGCUAUUCAUGCACAGUGCCCUAGUUUUGAGAGGUUCCCCCAAAUCAUUUUCUCACACUGCAUCCACUUACUUCUAGGAUAGACAUAACACACCUUCAGUGAGCUCCUGCAUGUUUAGUGUAGCUGCCUGGCAUUCAAUAGAGUGACCCUGCUGCUUGGACAGAAGUUUUAACCUGUUCCCUGUUGAGUGUAGCUAUACCUGGUCACCUUCUGCCACCUGAGCUUCCACUUCCAUGUAAUGUCCUCUGCUGUGUGCAGGCAGCAGCUGGAGACUGAGCAACGUGGGUCCAGUGCGUUUUGUGCCAGCCGCUCCGGCACAAUAAUGCUGGAGCUGCGAAGAGCUGUCAGUACUGAGGCGUGCAGUACCCCGAGCGGCACUCGGUAUGGGUAUUUGCUGACUGAUAACUGUCCCUCUGGUGAGCAACCCCUGGAUGGGACAGGGGCAUAAAGCACCUCCAAUAAGGCCAGUCUCCGUCCUUCAAAAGAGACCCGAGGCUGUUCCUGCUGAGGAGAAAGCCAGACCCCAGCCGCAAUAUGUCCCAGCUGGAAACCGCGAUGGGAAUGGCCACGGCUGUCUUUGACAAGUAUGCAAAGACAGAAGACGACACACAAACCCUCACCAAAGCAGAACUGAAAACCCUCCUGGAAAAAGAGCUCCCAAACUUCCUCUCAACGGGGAAGGACAAGGGCGCUAUCGAUAAAGUCUUCAGGAAUCUGGAUGAAAACGGUGAUUUCCAAGUGGACUUCAAAGAAUUUGUCAUCUUUGUGGCAGCUCUGACUUGCUGCUGUCAUAAAUAUUUUGAGCAGAAAGCAGCCAAACAGUUGUCGAAAUGUUCAGAAGACACUGUCUUUGCCUGUGCUCCAUAUGCUAAUGCUAUGGAUCCUGUCAUCCCUUCCACGUACUGCGCUGCAGUUUACAAGCAUGCUGGGCUGUAAAAAUAAAUCCUCCUGUGCUUACAUCCCUGUCUUGAAUGCUAAAAUCCACUCCUUUGUGGAAGAGCCUGGGCUUAAUGGGUUCCACUAACAAGUAUGGAGCAGUUUUUCUCUUUCUCUGCUUUCUGAAAUACUGUUCUUAACCAAAAGGCUCAAUAUCCAUCCCAGGCAGGGCGGUAAACUGCCUUUCCAAGCCCAUAUGGAUUUAUUUCCUAUUA
Molecule: messenger RNA, 1309 nt
Organism: Cygnus olor (mute swan)
Lineage: Eukaryota; Metazoa; Chordata; Aves; Anseriformes; Anatidae
Gene: S100P
Product: S100 calcium binding protein P
Exons: 2
Coding region: 693-1094 (133 amino acids)
Biological process (GO): endothelial cell migration
Cellular component (GO): cytoplasm; extracellular exosome
Molecular function (GO): transition metal ion binding; calcium ion binding
Source: RefSeq, a predicted model, not a curated record